Molecule: messenger RNA, 1245 nt
Organism: Kwoniella shivajii
Lineage: Eukaryota; Fungi; Basidiomycota; Tremellomycetes; Tremellales; Cryptococcaceae
Exons: 4
Coding region: 1-1245 (414 amino acids)
Biological process (GO): maturation of SSU-rRNA from tricistronic rRNA transcript (SSU-rRNA, 5.8S rRNA, LSU-rRNA)
Cellular component (GO): nucleolus
Source: RefSeq, a predicted model, not a curated record
AUGAGCAGCAAAACCAUGAAACAGCGGGAAAAUCCCAGGGAUGGAUUCUCGUCGGCGAAAACGAGACCCUUAGCUGUACAGAAGGGUAAAGGCAAAGCUCAACAGCCUGUUUCGAAACGACCACGGGCAUCAUAUAGUUCAUCCAGCUCGAGCUCUGGAGACGACGAUGAAGAGGAUGACAGAGCAGCGAUGUUAGCUGCGCUGGAAGCUCGCUCGAGAGCUAUGCUGGGUCUUGGACCUCUCCAAGCUGAAAGUAGCUCACAAGGGAAGAAAAGGGCUAUAGCGUUAUCAAUCGCAUCUGAGGAAGAUGAUGAGGACGAGAGUGAGGGACAAGAAAUCUCAGACGAUGGUUGGGGAGCAGAAGAUGACUUUGUCACUGAUAGUGAAGACGAAUUUGCUCAAGGUAUACCGGAAAAGCAGGUAAUGACUCAAGUACCUGAAGUGGUGUUUGAUGGGUCGGCACUGUCAAGAACUGAUAUGGCAAUGACCAAAGCAGAAAGAAAGGCCUUCAUGAAUGGAAAUUCAGCUAAGAUCAUGGGACUUAAAUCAGAAGAUGAUUAUGCAAGACCUAACAAGAGGGUCAAAAAUGGUUCGGACGAUGUCGAAGAGCAGUCAAAUAUGAAGCUCGAUCAAACAUUACAUAAAAUGUUAUUAAGCAAUCUACUGCCAUCAACCAUAAUUGAUAAUGCCAAUAAACCAGUCGAAAAGCGAAAUUUAAUGUCAAGUAGAUUGAUGGAAUUGGCUUCAUAUGAUUUACCCGGACAAGGUAAUACUUCCCUAAGAGAAAAUCAAUUAUCUAAACACCCAGCAAAUAUCAGAGCUGGUAUUAUACAUGCUCAAGCUAAGAGAGAUCUCAAAAAGAGAGAAGAAGAAAGGGCCGCUGGUAAUAUCGAUAAGAAGUUCGGUGGUUUAUCAGAUGGAGCAUAUAAAUCAAAAUCAAGUGGAAGACCUAUACAAAGAGCUGAAAUAGGUAUGGAAACAGGAAAGAAAAAGGGUAUGCAAAGUAGAAAUAAAGAUGAAUCAGAUAGAGAUAGAGGUUUACGUUUAGGUAUAGGUAGAUUCCAAGGUGGUAUCUUAAAAUUAAGUAAAAAUGAUAUUGAAAGAGGUACUGAAUUGUCAGAGCGAAGUAGAGGUGGACGAGGAGGUAGGGGAGGCCGCGGAGGUAGAGGAGGUCGGGGAGGAAGAGGAGGUAGCGGUGGACGAGGUGGAAGAGGUGGUAGGGGCGGACGGGGUGGAAGGGGAUAA